UCACCCAACUGCAACACCAGUUCGAAAUCUAGGAUCUUCCCAUCCAUCAAGACAUUUUUUCGAGUGACCGACAAUAUGAGCAGUGUUGUGUUUCAAUCUGGUUUCCAGGCCACCAGCUUUAGUGUCCCGUAUGUCAGUCCUAUCUCUGAAGGACUACAAGCUGGAAAAGCCAUCUUCAUUCAGGGAGCUAUUUCCCCUCAAUGUGAUAGCUUUGCGGUAAGCCUGAAGUGUGGGGAGUCAGAUGGAGAUGACAUUGCUUUUCAGAUGAAGCCUGUGUUCAGCAGCAACAGCUUGGUCCUUAAUAGCCGCCAAAACGGAACAUGGGGAAACGAGGAGAAACUGGCUUCACCUUUUAAAAAGGGAAGCAGUUUUGAUCUGAUUAUUGCUGUGAAUUCUGACAACUAUCAGUUGUUCUUGAGUGGAGGAGAGAUUGGCCAGUUUAAGCAUCGUAUUCCUCUGGAAAGAGUCACUGUUCUUGAUAUCAGAGGACAGGUUACUUUAACAAAUGUGGUGUUCAUUGGGAGCUGGGCUGGCUCUAACAUCUUUGGGCAGGGCGGGAUGAUUUUCCAGUCACAGGGAGGUAUCAUGACUUGUGAGCAAGGUCCGGUCGAAAUGAGUCAAACCUGGUCUUUUGGUGGUGAAAUUUGCUCAACAACGCAGACAACAAAUGUGAUUGAAUAUCAGACAACAUUGUGUCCAACUGUUCAAUCGGAAUUUGAAUUUUCAAUUCUCAAUCCAGUACAAAAUCCUACACUUCCAUACACGGGCCCAGUUUUAGGUGGACUGAAAGCAGGAAUGGCCAUGAUGUUGCAGGGCACUGUGGCUUGUAAUGCUAACCAGUUUGCAGUCAAUUUUAAGACGGGGACCUCAGACAAGGACAACAUUGCUUUUCACUUUAACCCCCAAAUAAAGGGGAAGGUGCUCAUGAACAGUUUCAGGGAUGGAAAAUGGGGGACUGAGGAAUAUGCCACUAUUAACCCCUUUAAAAUAGGAGAAGCUUUUCAGAUGUUUAUUGUCGCCAAACCUGAGGGUUAUGUGUUGUACAUUAAUGGAAUGGAGUACUACCUGUUCAAGCACCGUAUACCACUGGACAAAGUGUCAGCGGUGAAUAUUGCUGGAGACGUUGAUUUGAACAUUUUGGGCUUCAUUGAGAAUUGGAGCCUUCCUUCGCAAUUCACAACAACAAUCACCAGUCAAACUGCCAGCUUGGGUUCUCCCAUGAUACAACAAGAGCUUUUACUUCCACUACAAAAUCCUGCCCUUCCCUAUGUGGGCCGAAUAUCAGGAGGACUAAGAACUGGCAUGGCCUUUUACUUGAAAGGAGUUGCUGGUACUAAAGGUGACACGUUUACAACAAAUUUCAAGACUGGAACGUCUGAAAAUGAUGACAUUGCUUUCCACUUCAACCCCAAAUAUAAUGCAAAUGUGGUCAUGAACAGCUUCAGGAAUGGUGGAUGGGAGACUGAGGAAUUUGUCCCUGACAAUCCUUUCAAAAUGGGAGAAGCUUUUGAGAUAAUAAUUGUAAUUAUACCUGAAGGAUACCAGGUAUAUGUGAAUGGCAAAGAGUACUACCUGUUCAAGCACCGUAUACCGCUGGAAAAUGUGUCAGCAUUGAACAUUAAAGGAGAUGUUGUUGUGAACAUUGGUGGCUUCAUACAAACCUGGAGCACAUCAUCUUUUGCUACAAAAGUCCAAACUACAACCUCCAGUUUAGGCUUUUCACGCUGGUCUCCUUCCACCAUACAGUCAGAGCUCUUGAAUCCAGUCCAGAAUCCUGCCCUUCCCUAUAUUGGCCCAAUUACUGGAGGAUUGAAAGCAGGAAUUGCUUUAUACUUGAAGGGAACUGUGGGUACUAAAGGUCCCGGGUUUUUUAUAAACUUCAAGACCGGGCAGUCUGACAAGGAUGAUACUGCUUUCCACUUCAACCCCCGACACGAUUCAGAUGUGAUCAUGAACAGUUACGGAAGUGGAGGAUGGGGCGCUGAGGAAUUUGGCCCUGACAACCCCUUCAAAGCGGGAGAAGCUUUUGAGAUGUUUAUUGUCAUCAAACCUGAAGGAUACCAGGUACACGUGAAUGGCAAGGAGUACUACCUGUUCAAUCAUCGCAUACCGCUGGAAAAAGUUUCAGCGUUACAAAUUCAAGGAGAUCUUGUCGUCAAACUUCUUGGCUUCAUUCAAAACUGGAACCGGCUGAGCUUUUUGCGCUGGGGCCUUUCCACCAUCCAGUCAGAGUUCUCACUUCCAGUCCAAAAUCCUUCCCUUCCCUAUGUAAGGCCGAUUCCUGAGGGGCUGAAAGCAGGACUGGCCUUGUACUGUCAGGGAGUUGCUGGUACUACAGGUGACCGGUUUGAGAUAAACUUCAAGACCGGGCAGUCUGACAAGGAUGACUUUGCUUUCCACUUCAAUCCCCGAUACAACUCGAAUGUGAUCAUGAACACGCACAGUAAUGGAGAAUGGGGGGCUGAGGAAUUUGGUCCGGACAAUCCCUUUAAAAUUGGAGAAGCCUUUGACAUGUUUAUUGUCAUAAAACCUGAAGGAUAUCAGGUAUAUGUGAACGGCAAUGAGCACUACCUAUUCAAGCACCGGAUACCACUGGAAAAAGUGUCUGUAAUAACUAUUGGUGGACAUGUGACUCUAAACCUGAUUGCCUUUGUACAAAAGUGGAACACAUCUAUAUUUGCUACACAAGUAAAGAGGGGCUUCUUGCGCUGGACGCCUUCCACCAUACAUUCGCAGCUCUCUCUUCCUGUCCAAACUCCUGCCCUUCCUUAUGUGGGUCCGAUUUCCAGGGGACUGAAAGCAGGAGUGGCCUUGUACUUGCAGGGAGUUGUUGGUAGUAAAGGUCCUGGGUUUUUUAUAAACUUCAAGACCGGGCAGUCUGACAAGGAUGAUACUGCUUUCCACUUCAACCCCCGACACGAUUCAGAUGUGAUCAUGAACAGUUACGGAAGUGGAGGAUGGGGCGCUGAGGAAUUUGGCCCUGACAACCCCUUCAAAGCGGGAGAAGCUUUUGAGAUGUUUAUUGUCAUCAAACCUGAAGGAUACCAGGUACACGUGAAUGGCAAGGAGUACUACCUGUUCAAUCAUCGCAUACCGCUGGAAAAAGUUUCAGCGUUACAAAUUCAAGGAGAUCUUGUCGUCAAACUUCUUGGCUUCAUUCAAAACUGGAACCGGCUGAGCUUUUUGCGCUGGGGCCUUUCCACCAUCCAGUCAGAGUUCUCACUUCCAGUCCAAAAUCCUUCCCUUCCCUAUGUAAGGCCGAUUCCUGAGGGGCUGAAAGCAGGACUGGCCUUGUACUUUCAAGGAGUUGCUGGCACUACAGGUGACCGGUUUGAGAUAAACUUCAAGACCGGGCAGUCUGACAAGGAUGACUAUGCUUUCCACUUCAAUCCCCGAUACAACUUGAAUGUGGCCAUGAACACGCGCAGUAAUGGAGAAUGGGGGGCUGAGGAAUUUGGUCCGGACAAUCCCUUUAAAAUUGGAGAAGCCUUUGACAUGUUUAUUGUCAUAAAACCUGAAGGAUAUCAGGUAUAUGUGAACGGCAAUGAGCACUACCUAUUCAAGCACCGGAUACCACUGGAAAAAGUGUCUGUAAUAACUAUUGGCGGACAUUUGAUUCUCAACCUUUUUGCCUUUGUACAAAAGUGGAGCACAUCUUCAUUUUUUACCCAACUGAGCAGCUUCCUGCGGUCUUCUUCCAUGACACAGUCGCAACUCUCAUUUCCUGUCCAAAAUCCUGCCCUUCCUUAUGUGGGUCCAAUUUCCGGGGGACUGAAAGUAGGAGUGGCCUUGUACUUGCAGGGAGUUGUUGGUAGCAAAGGUCCCGGGUUUUCAAUUACCUUCAAGACCGGCCAGUCCGACAAGGAUGACACUGCUUUUCAUUUCAAUGCCCGAUACAACUCUAAUGUGGUGAUGAAUUCGUGCAGAAAUGCAGAAUGGGAGGCUGAGGAAUUUGUUUCUGACAACCCCUUCAAAAUGGGAGAAGCAUUUGAGAUGUGUAUUGUCAUCCAAACUGAAGGAUAUCAGGUAUAUGUGAACAGCGACAAGAUUUACCUUUUCAAGCACCGCAUACCACUGGAGAGAAUUUCAGUGUUGAAUAUUGCCGGAGAUGUUGUCAUGAAUCUUUGUGAUUUAAUUCAAGACUGGAGCACAUCUACACUGGGCAGGAAAUUCUUAAGUCUGGGGAGCUCGCAGUUUGAACUUCUCAGCUUCCAGUCAGACCUCUUACUUCCAGUCCAAAAUCCUAAAAUUCCCUAUUUUGGCCCAAUUUCCGGGGGAGUGAAACCAGGCAUGUCAUUCUUCUUGCAGGGUGUUGUUGCUAGUAAUGCCAAGCGGUUUGAAAUAAACUUCCUGAUUGGGCCAUCUGAGAAUAACGACAUUGCUUUCCACUUCAACCCGCGAUUUGACCUUAAGGUUGCCAUGAACACCCGUAAGAAGGGAAAAUGGCAAGAUGAGGAACAAGGCUCAAUCAGCUGCUUUAAAUUGGGACAAGCUUUUGAGUUGGUCAUUUUCUUCACGUCCCAUGGUUACAAGGUGCAUGUGAACGGCCAAGAACUCUUCAUGUUUAAGCACCGCAUACCUUUGGACAAAGUAGCUGCUCUUGCUAUCUAUGGGGAUGUCUCUGUUGGCAUAUUCGGUUUUAUGAUGGGUAAGGCAGGCAUUUGUGUUUCUCCUCCCACUGUUCAUCAAACUCACAGGGAUAUGGGAGGCGCUUGUAUUCGUCCUCCUGGUCAUCACCAUGGUCAUCACCGUGGUCAUCACCAUGGUCAUCACACUCAACAGGGUCCUCCUCCUCACGCCCACAAGCACUGUCAAAAAAAGUGAUGAGUUUUGAAAAAGAUGUGAAAAUCAUGCAUGUUUUUAUCCUAACAUUCACACAUUAAACAUGUCACUGGUCUCAGCCAUAACAUUACAGUUGUGGAAAUGACAUACAAUCAAAUAAAACUUUACAGCAUG
This is a messenger RNA of Triplophysa rosa, 4956 nucleotides long. RefSeq names its product galectin 4 (gene lgals4). Gene Ontology annotation, molecular function: carbohydrate binding. NCBI's taxonomy places the organism in Eukaryota, Metazoa, Chordata, Actinopteri, Cypriniformes, Nemacheilidae. The transcript has 37 exons. The record is from RefSeq and is a predicted model, not a curated record. Bases 76 to 4824 code for a protein of 1582 amino acids.